Molecule: messenger RNA, 2183 nt
Organism: Sturnus vulgaris (Common starling)
Lineage: Eukaryota; Metazoa; Chordata; Aves; Passeriformes; Sturnidae
Gene: ANKRD42
Product: ankyrin repeat domain 42
Cellular component (GO): nucleus
Molecular function (GO): protein binding
Source: RefSeq, a predicted model, not a curated record
CUGCUGCCAAAGCCGAGCUGCGAGGGCUUGGGUCUGUGUGCUACGGGAACAUCGCAGCACCUAAAUUGUGCCUUUCCCUAUUCUGAGCCAUAUCCUCUUCACUUAUCUCUUUAAUUGGGUUUUGGGCAGCUACCGACCUCAAAGGGCUUACUGAAUUCUUUCUGCAAAGUUUUCUCCCAAGAACAUCGAAUGGGUGUUUGGUAACAGUUUUUGAUGAAAAAAAAAUGCACUAGAAUUAUGAAGCCUGCUCUUCUCUUUGAACAUCCAUAUAUUUUUUACAGAAUUUAUGGUAACAGCUUUUUGCUGAGUUUCAGUCCCAGGCUGCUGCCUUUGUCUUGUGCUAAGAAGCCAAUGCAUCUGCCCACCUCUUGCCAUUCAUCUCCAUGCAGUAGCAGAGGGGCUGAGGCACUCAUACCUUGGAACCUUCACUUUUAUGCUUUCUUGACUUGCUAAACAGCAGCCCCAUUCUUCAGGACUUGCUGCAGUGUGAAAUGUAUUCAGAGUGUUAGUGCACUUUCGUACAGGAAUGAUGACUACUGCAGAAGUUGUCAAGAAGAAGCAAAAUUAUACUAGUGUGCAUGAAGCAGUGAAAGCUGGGGAUGUAGAACAGCUUGCAUCGAUGAUAAAAAGUGGAGCCAGUAUUAAUGAGGUGGAUGUAGUUCACAAAUUCACACCCUUGCAGUGUGCUGCCCACUCGGGAAGUCUGGAGUGCCUUCAGUGGUUGCUCUGGCACGGAGCUGACACCACGCGUGUGACCGCGAGAGGCUGGACAGCGGCUCACCUCGCAGCCAUCCGAGGGCAGGAUGCCUGCAUGCAGGCCUUGUUGCUGAGCGGAGCGGACGCAGCAGAUGGGGACGAGCGCGGGUGCACGGCGUCGCACCUGGCUGCAGCGCACGGCCACUCGUACACCCUGCAGAGCCUGCUGCGCACCGGGGCGGAUGCAAAUGUUUCAGACAGGAAUGACUGGAAACCUGUUCAUUAUGCUGCUUUUCAUGGUCGCUUGGGGUGUUUGCAGCUUCUUGUUCGAUGGGGAGCACGUGUAGAUGAUGUGGAUAACAAUGGAAACCUUCCAGCACAUCUGGCAGCAGUGGAAGGACACUUGCAUUGCUUUAAGUUCUUGGUUGGGAAAAUGGCCAGUGUUACACACACUCUGAAAGCCAGGAAUGACCAUGGUGAGACUCCGAGAGACUUGGCUGAACGGUUCUAUAAAGAUAAUAUUCUGCAAUAUAUUGAUGGUGUGGAAAAAGAGAAGGAACAUCCAGAGACACAGGAAGUUUUAGCUUUCCCAGCUCAUGAUGCUGCUUUCAAAGGGGACUUGUUAGUGGUUAGAAGACUAGUGAGAAAUGGCGUAGUCAAUAUUAAUGAGCGGGACGAUAAGGGAUCCACUCUCCUGCACAAAGCUGCUGAACAGGGGCAUAUCCAUUGCUUACAGUGGUUGGUUGAAAUGGGAGCUGACUGUGACAUUACAAAUGAUGCUGGAGAGACUCCAGAGGAUGUAGCCAAGAGAUUUGGCCACCUGGCAGCUGUGGAACUUUUGACACCAAGAACUGCAAACAGUAACUCUAGUGAUGAAGAACUAGAUGCAAACAACAUAAAGUUGUUUGAAACACAUGGUGUGGAAGGGAGUACUGAUAGCAAAGAAGAUGUAACCCUGGAUAAAGCAGAGAAAAGGAAUGCACGCAUAAGGGCCUAUCACAAGAUUAAAGAACUUCAACGACUUCUAGAAAUUGCCUACAGCAACUACAGACAGCUGGGGGGAGUAACUGAAGAGGAGAGGAAGAUGAAAAAAGAAGAAAGGAAAGUUGAGAAGGCUGUGCGGGAGCUGGAGGCCCAGCUGGAAUAUGAACGAGUCAGGCGGGAGAAGCUGGAGAGCCAGCUGGAUGAUUACCGUGCUGAGAUAAGCCGGCUCCGACAGGGCCGGGGGAAAACCCGCACCACCCCUGCUGCCUCCGCGGAAGCUGAGACAAUGACCAAGUCUUGCAAAGACAAUAAGAAAAUAAAGAAACAGCCAGCCUGCAGCCCAGGAGGAGUGAGACUACGCUGAGGAAUAAACCUCAAAGGAGGGGCAGCAGAGUGUGGAGAGGAAAUAAGCUGCAAACAGAUGGAAGAAUGUUCCCACUGUAGAGCAGUCUCCUAAACCUCCCAGAUUGCUGCAGAACAAUUGCAGUGCAACAGAACAAUUC